This is a messenger RNA of Moneuplotes crassus, 6160 nucleotides long. The record is from the annotation of a GenBank genome assembly. Lineage: Eukaryota; Ciliophora; Spirotrichea; Euplotida; Euplotidae.
ACAAAAUUUAAUUUAGUUGACGAGUAAUUUUGAUGAGAAGAACAAAACAAGUAUAUUACCGAGAGUCGUCAGACGAAGAUGAACGUGAAGUUGCCAAUUUGACUGAUUCAAAUGAAGAGGACAAAAAUGUUUCGGAAGAUGAAGGCGAUUACAUCCCGCGACAAAUUAUUGAAGAAGACCUCCUAAAUCCUGAUAUUUCCCAGAUCUUAACAUGGAGAACAGAGAAAGCAGCAACAAACGCUUCCGAUACUUAUAAUAUCGAAGAGUGUGAGUUUUUAGUGAAAUUCAAGAAUUAUUCCUACCAUAACUUGGAAUGGAUGACAUAUGGACAGCUGGACAGCUACAACAAGAGAGCAUCAAUGAAACUUAAAAGAUUUGUUCAAACACAUCAGAGAAAAUAAUGUUUUACCAUACCUGAAAAAUGAUUUCGAGAUCCCUAUAGACAACAACUGAUUGAUCCCAGAGAGAAUUUUAUUCACAACAGAUAUGUCAUCGGUUAUUCUCCCAGAGAACGUGGCCAAGUUCAAAGGCAGAUGGGAACAGAGGUGUGGAGAAAUUUGCAGAAUUUUACUGAACUACGUAGACGGCAUCAACGGCAUCAGAGGCAAAGUGAAAUAUGGGGUCUACUUCAUGGCCAACAUUGAAACUCCCGAAGACGAAGCGCUGAGAGAAAAACAGGAACUCAGACAUCAGGAAGAAGAAAAAGCAAAUGGAGGUGAGGGAGAAGGAAAUGGAGAGAAAUAUGAAGAAAUUACGCUUACCUUGGUUCUCAACAAAGUUUGUGGAGGAAAGUAUAACCACCCGAGUGAAUUCUGGGCUCAGCUAGGCCAAAUGUUCAAAUAACUGUAUCACCUCGUAUCCGGAUGCGACUUCAAGCUACAGAAAGAUAGGAGAUAAGUUAAGAGUGCUUACUUACCACCUGUACAAAGACUGGUAUUCCUUGUUCCAAGAUAAAGCCAAGGACACCCAAAGGCGGAUAGUCGAAGCUGAGAUGCUUAAGUUCUUGGAACUGAGGGACGAGAUGAGGAAGAAAAGGAGGGAAGAAUGGAAAGCAGAAUCGGUGAAGGAAAGAGAACAGAUGAAGGAGAAGGAAGGCAAGGAUGAAGCCGGUAUAGGGGGUAAAGAAGAUGGAAAGGAAAACGGAAAAGAGCCUGAUGAGGAGAAGAAAAAUGCUCAAAAAGAAGGAGGGCAAUCUCAAAAUCCCGCGCAGCCAAAGGAUGGAUCUAAUAAUGAUGCUUCAAUAACUCCAUCCAACCCAGCACCUGUGCCAAGCACCCAUGAUAAUGCUUCGAUGGCUAACCAAGCUAGGGACGGAACAUUCUCAACAGAGAAUCAGCAAAUUAAUCAGAAUACGGGAGGAAAUCAGGGUCCGGGAGGCAUGAAUCCAAUGAAUCAGAUGAACCAAAUGAACCAGAAUGAUUCCCAAAAUAACCAAAUGAUGAACCAACAUCAAAACAUGCAAGGAGGUCCUCAGGGAGGACCUAUGCAAGGGCAGAAUCAUGGAAACAAUAGACUUCCUUCAUUAUCUUCAUUACCAAUCAACAAUUCAAUGGGUAACCAGCCAAACAUGUUUGGUCCUAAUGGAAUCCGGAUCCCUUCCAUGUUCGGAAAUCAAAUGCAAAUGCCCAUGGGAUUCCCAGCUAACAAUCCAUUCCAAGGUGGAAGAAUGGUUCCUCCCAACUUCAACCCCGGCAUGAUGAUGAACAACGGCAAUAUGGGCAUGGUCAAUCCAGCUAUGCACGCCCAGAUGUUGCAGCAGAACAUGAUCAAGCAAAUGCAGAUGAAAGGAAUGGUUCCUCCAUUCAACGCAAACAUGCCAGGAUUUCACCCUGGAAUGAUGAACAUGGCAAUGGGAGGUCAGAUGCAAAACCCAAUGAUGGCGAGGAUGGGACUCAACCCUCAAAUGGGAAUGUUCCCUCCAGGUCAUCCUCUAGCCAUGAGACAAAACAUGAUGAACCAGAACUUCAACAGAAACAUGAACAAUAAUGAAAUGCAGAACGAGAGUUAUGUUCCAGGAGGAAUAGAAGAAAAUGCCAUAAACGCAAUCACCAGCAUUGACUUCAAAGCGCAUGAUGUCAAUGAUCUUCUUCAGGUAGACCUCGACAUUGAGAAUAGGUCUGCAGACGUCGACCCAGGUCAGUUCAACCUAGAUUGGCUGCUGAUGGAAGGUGAAACUCAGAAAGACUUUGAAGAGUCUGAGUUGUUCACUCAAGAAGAGUUGGCCAUUAUCCUGUCAAGAGCUAUUCAGUUCGAACAGUUGUACUUGGUGAAGUGGACCAACCUUUCAUAUACCGAAGCAACUUGGGAACCUUACUCUCUGAUCCAGCAAUACGAUGAGUUGAUUGAAGCAUUCGAAAUGAGGAAUCGAAGAAUUGAAGCUGAGAAACGAGACAAACUUACGAAGAACACUGGGAUCACCAAGAAACUGAUUGAGUACCUCGGAAUUUCAGAGAAAAGGCGAAAGAAUCAAGGCGAAGACGACAUUGACAAUCAUCUAAAGCUAUUCAAGUAUCGGAAGACUUUAUUCCAUGACAAACCUGAUUAUAAGGUCUACGAGAAAGAACACGGCAAAUACCCAAUUUUCAAGAAGGGGCAAAAGCUUAAAGACUACCAGAUUAGCGGAUGCAACUGGCUGAUAAAAUCCUGGUUCGAUGAUAGAAAUGUCAUCCUUGCAGACGAGAUGGGACUAGGAAAGACUGUCCAAACUAUUUCGUACCUCAACUACCUGUUCACGGAAGCAAAUGUGGAAGGCCCUUUCUGAGUGAUUGCUCCACUGACGACACUGUCUCAUUGGAAGAAAGUUUGCGAUGAAUGGACAGACAUGAAUGCUUUACUUUACUAUGACCAGUCAGGCGCAGAAGGAAGAGCCGCUCUCAGGUUGUACGAGUGGUACUACACUGAUAUUGACAGCGAAUGCAGACAAACUCAAAGGUACAAAGUCUUGAAGUUCAACAUCAUCCUGACUUCUUUUGAAGUCUUCUGUAGUGAUCUUUACAAUGUGUUCCUGGAUGUUCCAUUCAGAUGCAUUGUUAUUGACGAAGCUCACAGGCUCAAAAAUAGAGCUGGAAAAACACUGACUUUGCUGAAAGAGCAUCCAUGUGUUAGAGUUUUCUUGCUGACUGGAACUCCUGUUCAGAAUAACACAAAGGAACUAUUUACUCUUCUUAAUUACAUCGAGCCUUUGAGGUUCAGAGAAAUGGACAGGCUUUUGGAAAACUUCGGAGAUUUGAAGAAUGCGAGCCAAGUUCAGGCUCUACAGACUCUGCUCAGGCCAUUCUUUUUGCGAAGACUCAAGGAAGAAGUAGAGGACUCCAUCCCUCCUCUCGAAGAAACUGUUGUAGAAGUUGGACUUACAAAGCUUCAGACUGUUUACUACAAAGGAAUUUAUGGUGAAAACAAAUACAUGCUGUCUAAACUAGGAACAAACUCUGCUAAAGCUAUUCAUCUGAACAACAUGGAUAUUCAGCUCAGGAAAUGAUGCAAUCAUCUUUAUUUGCUAAAGGGAGUUGAGGAAGAACUCGAAGGGAAGUGCCAAACUGACCAGGAGUACUACCAAAGCUUGCUCGACUCAUCAGGUAAACUAAUCUUACUGGAUAAGUUCAUUAAAAAGUACAGAGAAGAAGGACAUAAGAUGCUAGUCUUUUCACAGUUCAAGAAAAUGCUUGAGAUCAUCGAAAUUUACCUCAGAAGCAUCGGAGUUCCGUUUGAAGUGCUCACAGGGAGUGUCAAAAGCCAAGACCGAGUUCUGUCGAUUCAGAGGUUCAAUGACGACCCCAGCUUCGGUGUGUUCUUGCUCACAACCAGAGCAGGAGGACUCGGAAUCAAUCUGACCUCAGCCAGAGUUGUUGUUAUUUUUGAUAGUGACUGGAAUCCUCAGAAUGAUCUGCAAGCUAUUGCAAGGGCUCACAGAAUUGGACAGAUCCACGAAGUCAAAGUGUAUCGGUUCAUCACCAACAAGACUUAUGAAGAGCAAAUGUUCAACCGCGCCUCCAAGAAGUUGGGAAUGGAGCAGGCUUUAUUCAAAGGGUCAAAGGACAUGGACCCGACAAAGCAAGGCCAAGUUGGUGAUGGAAAGCCAGACCAGAAAGAAAUAGAAAACCUGCUCAGAUACGGAGCCUACGCUUUCCUGGAUGAGGAUGGAGAAGACAUCGCAGACAUGAAUAUCGAAGAUAUCUUUGAGAAAUAAGACUAAAUCCAAAAAGAAGAAAGGAGGCAAAAGCUUAAACAAGUCUACCUUCAAUGUUGAAGUGUACGAAAAGAAGCUUGACAAACUUAACGAUGAUGACUUCUGGAAAGAAAUUCUCCCCAACUUGGAAGUCCUGAGUGUGCAAGCUCUGGAGAAGAAACUAAAAUUCGAAAGAGCUGACAUUAUCAAAAGUGAAGACGCUCAGAAAGAGUUCCUAGAAAGCUUAAGAAAAUUAGUCGCUCAACUGCUAGAAACUAAAAAGGGUGCUGCAGAUGUAUUCUCUACUGAAGAUGACGAGACGAGGCUGAGAGACCUGAUGAUGAAGUUCUGCAAAGUCCACAAAAUGAAAGCAGGAGUGCGCGAGGAAGCAAAACAGCUUCUCAGAGACUUGAAUCAGUCAAUUGAGCUUCUGAGCUAUGAGGCUAAGUUUAAAGAAGAAAAAGAUGAAGCUAAAAAGGAAGAAGAAAGCGCUGCUGAAGCCAAGGCAGAGGAACCAGUUGCGCAGACAGAAGAGAAGAGAGGCAAGGCCAGAGUCAGAAGGAAGAGAAAAGCCAACAAUAAUGUUGUGUAUGACCAAGACAACAUUGGUGAUGAAUUUGAAGAAAAAGAAAAACAGAAAUGAAAGAGGCAAAAGAAGAAUAGUGACGACGGUGAUGAGUAUGUGCUGGAAGACUCUGAAAACCCAUAUCCUUCAAAGGAUGGCAAAAUGCCUGAGGGAGAAGAAGCUUUGGGAGCUGAGUACGGAGCAAGAGGCUACCAAGUUCAUUACAAUCAAGCAGAUCCAAAGUUAAACCCUCACAGAGAUGGGUCUCAUGGCUAUGAAAUGGGUCACGGAAGUGAGCAACAAUAUCCAUCUCAUGACCAUGACGGAGCUUCAAGUAAAGACUCACAGAAGAGGAGAGAUAUGAAGAGACAGCACAAGCAUCCUCACCCGGGAAUGAGCAAACACAAACAGCAGCUUCCUUUGAACCUGAACUACACUGAGUUCUUCCCAAUCUUCUGUAGCUUGUGUCUUCAGAAGGUUGAAGACAACUACUCCUGCUGGAAAUGCCAGGGUCAUUGAGGAAAAGUCUACCAUGAGGAAUGAAAGAAGAGACAGGAUGUCAACCUCCACGGAGAAGUCAACGAAAGAGCAAGAAUUAACGAAUGGCUAUGCUGGCUUUGUACUGAAGGCAAAGCUGAAUGAUUUAUCUGAGGAUCCAUUGAUUUUGUCAAAUGGAAUGCAAGAAAGAAGGUGCCUAGCUAUAUUAGAAAUAACCCAGCGUUGAGUGCUUACCAUAGAUAUGGAUCGCAAGGGAACAAAGAAGGCGAAGGUGGACAGCAAUUAAAGCCUGAUGGUACAGAUGCUCAGUUAGUUGAUAAUCCAGUGAAAGAACCACAUAUUAUUCAGAAUGAAGAUGGACCUGAGAAAGAGACAGAGAUAAAGUUUAGAUUUGAUGAAACUCCUUCACCAGAAACAGACCCGGUGAUAAAGUGAUACACAGGAUCUUGUCCUCGUCACUACCAUCUUGCUUGACUCAAAAAGAACCAUCACCGAUGUUUGUUUAACCUGCAUAACCAAGAUGAAUUCAAAUGCUCUCUACACUUUUGUAAGCACUGUGGUCAAACCAGUGAACAAUCUCUCUUGAUGCAAUGUCUAAAAUGUCCUAUAUCAUAUCAUAUGAAGUGAUCAAAACAAGAAAGAUAUUUGAAGAGGCUUUCUAGGAGACACAUUAUCUGAUCAACUCAUUAUAGACCUCCUAGAGAAGAUGCUAUUUCUAAAGAAGGACCCACACAAAUGAAGCCAGAGUGCCUAGCUGAAGAGAUUCCCGCUCAACAUCCCCCUAAUGUUGAAGAGGUUCCAGAAGAACAGGAAGGAGAAGAAGGCAAUAAAGAGAUAUUCAAGAUAGAGAAGCGUAAUGUUGCAGAUGAUAGCAAAAUCUCAGUAAAUGUUAGAUCGAAUGAAGGUGAAUAAAAGAAUUCAAUUUGAAAACA